AAGAACGUAUGUUAGCGAUUACGUAAACACGUCACGAUCGACGAAUGUCCAUUCAUCGGUUCUCAUAUAUUGAACGAAGACAAGAAUUAGCAGCUGUCGGCAGAUGUUGGCAUCGCGCCGAGCUUCACAAAACUUGGAAACCCGAUCAGGCUACAACGUUUACGAUUCGAGAGCCGUACAGUAAUUGUCGCUUAAAAAUCAAUUGUGGAUACCUGCGAAUUUCUGCUGUCUGCCUAACUACGAAAGACUACCCUGAAUUUUUAGAAACUCUAAGAAACCAUUUCGUAAGAACCAUACAUGAAGGAUUUGUUAAAGGUGCAGCACGGGGACAGAAAAAAGUAAAGAACGAGAACCUUGAACCAAUCGUAAAUGGCACAGAGUGAAAGCGAUCGGUCACCACGUUUUUCCCAGAAGAGCGCGAGCCACAAAAUUAUCGGCUUGUAAAUCGAACCGAAGGAUCUCGUUCCUUUUGCGGCAAAUAAGCGGUCGUCCGGUAAUCCAGUAGCGAAUCGAGCUCACGAAACGUCGAAAGUGAGGAACGCAAUCCCCAAUUAUC
Molecule: messenger RNA, 556 nt
Organism: Mycetomoellerius zeteki
Lineage: Eukaryota; Metazoa; Arthropoda; Insecta; Hymenoptera; Formicidae
Exons: 3
Coding region: 45-383 (112 amino acids)
Source: RefSeq, a predicted model, not a curated record